AUGUACGGGAGUUAUCCCAACUCCAUUGAAGAUAGCAGUAUGCCCAAAUAUUAUCAGGCCAGGGCUUUUGGCAGUGAUCCAAAUGAUCAAGGUUCAGACAAAAUGAAGUUCAACAAGUACAAGGACAAAAUGACGAGAAUGUCCAACCAGCCCUUUGACAGCAGGCCGCACAACAUAAUCGUCACGAAUAUCCCGAAAAACCUAAGUUCCAGGGAAAUUUUGGAAACCUUCAGGUUCAUGGGGAACAUUCUUCGAGCGGACAUUAUGUUGACCAGCAAGGGCGAGCACUCAGGCUGCGCAUGCUUAACCUUUCCGGACUUCGAAUCGGCCGCCUUCGCAGCUAAAUUAAAGUAA
This is a messenger RNA of Plasmodium cynomolgi strain B, 354 nucleotides long. RefSeq names its product RNA binding protein putative. The coding region runs from base 1 to 354 and encodes 117 amino acids. Gene Ontology annotation, molecular function: RNA binding. The record is from RefSeq and is a predicted model, not a curated record. The transcript is spliced from 5 exons. NCBI's taxonomy places the organism in Eukaryota, Apicomplexa, Aconoidasida, Haemosporida, Plasmodiidae.